Molecule: messenger RNA, 801 nt
Organism: Brassica oleracea var. oleracea
Lineage: Eukaryota; Viridiplantae; Streptophyta; Magnoliopsida; Brassicales; Brassicaceae
Product: SKP1-like protein 1A
Exons: 1
Coding region: 138-602 (154 amino acids)
Biological process (GO): SCF-dependent proteasomal ubiquitin-dependent protein catabolic process
Cellular component (GO): nucleus; cytoplasm
Molecular function (GO): cullin family protein binding
Source: RefSeq, a predicted model, not a curated record
UUGUGUAUUUGGUUGUUGGCACGUGGCUUUUGGUUGUAUGGUGAGGAUUGUUGUACUAAAUGGAUUAGUUAUACCAACAAUCUCAAAAUUAGGAUUCUUCUAUAAAUAGACGCUCCUUCUCUGCACAGCAAGUAACAAUGUCUACGAAAAAGAUCUUGUUUAAGAGCUCCGAUGGUCACUUGUUCGAGGCCGACGAAGCUGUCGCACGCCAAUCGACGACGAUAUCACAUUCCCUUGAAGAUUGCUGCGCCAAGGCCGACGAUGAGUUCCUGCUUCCGAACGUCUCCGGCAACAUCCUCAGCUUAGUGAUCGAGUACUGCAAGAAGCACGCCGACGUUGGCUCCAUCUCCGAGGAAGAUCUCAAGAAGUGGGACGCCGAGUUCGUCUUGGGUAUGGAUCAGCCCACGUUCUUCGAUCUCAUCCGGGCUUCGAACUACCAGAACAUCCCAAGCCUGAUUGCUCUAACUUGCCAGACGAUCGCUAAUUUGAUCGCGGACCCAAAUGAGAUUCGCGCAACGUUCGAGAUCAAGAACGAUUUUACACCGGAGGAAGAAGAAAAAGGUCGCCAGGAGAAUCGAUGGGCCUUUCAUUUGAGUCAUUAGGGUGUCAUGUGAGACCCGUUAAAUCUCGAUAAAUAAUAGUUUGUUACCAAAAACAUUGAAAAUUCAGCAGUUCUGCCGGAAAAAGUCCCCUUUUGACACCCCUAAUUUAUUUUGACACCUCUUAAAUACAUUCUUGGAUCCACCACUGCAAUAAUGUUUCUUGGUUAGAUAUAUACCGUGUUGUUGAUUAGAUGACUUU